Suillus paluster is the source of this 597-nucleotide messenger RNA. RefSeq names its product bola-like protein-domain-containing protein. Lineage: Eukaryota; Fungi; Basidiomycota; Agaricomycetes; Boletales; Suillaceae. The record is from RefSeq and is a predicted model, not a curated record. Bases 184 to 597 code for a protein of 137 amino acids. The transcript has 4 exons.
CAUUUUGGCUGUACAUACUUGUUUGUAGACCUGACACCAUUUCAUACAAUUCACACAGCUGACUCUUGCUGACCAACAUUACCACCUGCGUUUUUAUCAUCAUCUGCCUUUCUGUCAAGGCUUGCUCCGAGUCUAGUGGUGAGUGCCCGUCAGCAUCAGCGCAGCUCUGAUUGCAUUCUCAGCAUGGCAGCCAGCAGGUUUAUGUUCUGGGUAACACGCAGCCUUCGCAUUGCUCUGCGGCAGAGUUGGAAUCCUUCACGUGCCAUGGCCUCAGACGCAACAGUGGGAUCUCCAGGUCCAGUAGAAAAUAUCAUGCGAGAAAAGCUCACGACCUUGCUUCAACCGUCUAAACUAAUCAUUACGAACGAAUCGCAGUUGCAUAGACAUCACGCCGCAAUGCGCUCUCAAGGUGGCGGGAAUGGAGAAACACAUUUUGCCGUGCAAGUAAUCUCAGAUGCUUUCCAAGGGAAGAACACGGUGCAACGCCAUCGCCUCAUCUACUCUGCCCUUUCGGAUGAAUUUGCUCAAGGGUUGCACGCACUAUCGCUAAACACGAAGACAGCAGAGGAAGCGCAGAGAUUCCAAGCUGGAAACUGA